GACGUGUGGUGCAACAAUUUUUGGAUGCAUUUAGACUCGGUGGAUUUUGAUUCGUUUUGUCUCUACAGAUUUUGCUGAAUCCUCGAACAAACAAUUAGUGGAUCCCACAAGCGUUAUCGUUUUGUUCUCCUGAGGGACGAACUCUCCGUUCCGUUCAUUGUUUUUGUCACAACAUGAGCGUGAACAUCGCACACCAGAUGGUCUCUCAACACUCCACUGAUCUACAAAGAACAUUAUAAUAUAAUGAUAUGAGUAGGUGGGAAAGACAGAGUGCAUAUCUCUGUCCUGUAUGCUUUUGGAAGUUAAAUGUGGUAUUGAUCAGGUGCCGAUUGAUUUAUUUUGGUAACGCGAGCAGUGCGGAGGGUGAUGGACGCGCGCUCUGCAGCAGUGGUGCCAUCGCACUGCUGUCCUCUGAUUGAUCGAUAACGUAGCGCAAUAUCGGGCAGGAUAACGGACUAUAUCUGACCGCUUUGGAGUCGUCCACGUAUUUAUUCGCGGAAGCAUCGGCUGCAGGAGGCAAAGCGCAAACCGUAUUAAGCGAUUGAUGCGCCAGGAGAGACGACGGGAGAUUUAAACGCGACUUUGUUGGAGCGGGACAACCGGACUGAACAGAACAGCGCUCGUUUUUUCCGGAGCCCAAAGCAGCUUCUACGACAGAUUCUGUUACCCCACAGACACUGCACAUAUAUAUCGAAAACCAUGUCAUGUCAAAAAACAUGCACCCGCUCUUCGUUAUUUGUUUCUUCGGGGACACGAGGGUCGACAGGCCGCUGACUGUCACAAGAGGCAGCCGGUCAAGAAAACUACAAAGGUCUUUUUUGAACACAGUAUUAUCACAAAUCAACUACAAGGAAUCAUGCUGUCCAUCUUAGCAGCAGGGUCUGUUUUUUUCCCAGGCCUUUUUCUGUUGUCCAAACGGUGUCUUAGAUCCAUCCCUGGACUAAAUUGGAAUGAGGGGGAUGCAGUUAUUGUGUCAGCCAGGUUGGUGUCAUCCAUUCAAGCUAUUAUGGCUUCUACAGCUGGUUACAUCAUCUCCACAUCCUGUGAGGACAUCAUUGAGGACCAGCAUUGGCUGACCAGCUCCUACAUCCUAUUUGCUGUACCGUACUUUGUGUAUGACAUCUACGCCAUGUUCCUGUGUUACUGGCACAAGCUCCAGGUCAAAGGACAUGAGGUGGACAAUGGGUCCAAAUCUAAAGCUUUGGCAGUAGCUGGCUAUCUCCGCAGAGAGUUCCUCAUGGUCUUGCAUCAUGUUGUCAUGGUCACUAUGUGCUUCCCCAUCUCUGUGUUCUGGAGGCAGGGGAAAGGCGAUUACUUCCAGGGUGUCAUGUUCCUGGCUGAACUCAGCACACCGUCUGUCUGUCUAGGCAAAAUCCUCAUCCAGUACAAGCAACAGCACAGGCUUCUUCACAAAGUGAAUGGAGCCGUUAUGCUGAUAACUUUCUUCCUCUGUCGAGUCCUUCUCUUCCCCUAUCUCUACUACAUUUACGGAAGGCAUGCCUCUAUUCCUUUCUUCCGGGUUCCUUUCACGGUACCCUGGCAGUGUAAUCUCGGAGCAGCUCUUCUUAUGGCGCCGCAGCUCUACUGGUUUUCCCUGAUCUUCAGGGGAGCGUUCCGGCUGUUCACCGGCAAGUCUUCACGCUCCCGCAAGCCGAUAGCUCCGGUCAAGCCCGACUCCGAAGGACACGCGCCAGUGUUUCAGUCAGCCAAUGGCUACAACGCACAAAUGGUGGGUCGAGAAACGCCCACAAUGUCGCACUGAGCGGAGGAGCUAAUAUGAACAAGACUUAGCUGAGGACAGACUAAAAAUGGGAACAUAUGAUUGCAACGAUUAAUAAGAAGAAGGGCAGCGUGACCAGGACAUGAUCACCAGGAGUGAUUAAAGAGGCACUGAAGUAGAUUAGAUGCAUUAAUGCCCGUAACAUAUUACAGCACGGUGUUACGUUUAGUUCCAGGGCAUGGGUAAUGUAUAUAAGACAUGCUUUAGUAGACCAAGGAAUGCUAUGCUGACAAUAAAUCUGUGGAAGUGUCUACACAAUGAACCCACACGUUUGAGUAACUGAGACAAUAAGUGCAAAUUUGACAUAAGAAUAUUUCUGAACCAGGAGAAGCUCUUUUUUUCAAGGCACUUUGAUAUGGUUAUGGAAUGUCAAAGGUGAGGCUGAGGGUCUUUUAAAAUGCAGUAUAUUACAGUAGUCCUGCAGAUGCAUCAAAAAUCCUCAGUUACUUGCAGUACAUAUAGCAGACCAGCUACAAUGAGCAACCCAAGACUUCAGGCAAGAUUUACUUUGGAAAAUGUAUGAGUAAAGCCAAAACUGCCAUUCAGUUUAAAAUGAAUACUUAACCUGAAAAGAUAAUGUUGUCAUUGUAUACUCUUGAUGUCAGAUCUUUUCAUCAUUUUAACCUCGUGCUGUUUUCUUUAUGUUGUGAAACAUAACAUGAACAUAAAGGGCCCUAUCGUACACCCGGCGCGAGUGUAUUUUGCUAGUUUAAGCCCGACGCAGUCGUCAUUUUCGCGUCCUGCACCACGUUGUUUAAAUAGCAAAUGCACUUUCACUCAUUUGUGCGUCCAUGGGCGUGCUGGUCUGAAACGUUGCUAUUGACCGACUGAAACCUGGUCCAAAGCAAUAUUUUUGGAUAUUUAAAGAGCGCAUUAGUAAUAUUCUCCUAUAGGCAGGUGCGCAAUGCGCACAUUCUGCUCAUUACACACACAGGGACGCACGCGCAGCAGCAUACAUAUUUAAAUAUGAACAAUUAAAGGAAUAACAUGUAAAUGAUCCUUAUUGUGCGCAUAAUAUAAAUCUCCGGCUAGAUGGUCUGCUCGUGCGCGAGAGAGAAGCGUUCAGUCUUAGCUCUUGCAAACAACGCCGUGUAAAUAGCGAAUGCGCCAUGGUGCAAGCGCAUUUGGCUUUGAAAGGGAAUGGGAGAUGAGACUCUUAUUGGUUUAUUUCACGUUACGCCCAACGCACACCCAUGACUCAUUACGAGAAUAGGUACAACCCUUUUACAACAUUUUUUUCCGCCGUUAAACUACACUGUAAAAAACCCCCCGUAAUUUUACAGAAUUUUUCUGUUAUUUUUUAAAGAUUUUUGAAAUGUAUUUUUGAAAUGCGGUCAAAAAACGUAAGAUUACAGAAAAAGACCGCAAAUUUAUAAGAAAAAUGGGAAAACAUGUCAUUUUCAAGAAAAAAAACGUUAUUUUACAGUUUAACAAGAUUUUAUUUUUUACAGUUUUUUUUAAAUACAGUCAAAAACAGAAAAAUUACAGAAAAAGACAGCAAAUUUACAAGAAAAACAAGGAAAGCAAUUGAUUAUAUAUCCAUACAUCCUGUCAUUUUUCAGGAAAAAACUAUUAUUUAACUGUUUAUUUUUGUCACUCCAGCUGACAGAAAAUUUCCGUUUUUUUACGGAUUUUUUUUACAGUGUAGCAAAAGUGGAUUCUGAAACACCCACCUGCGCUUCAGACCAUGUGCUUGGAUCAUUAUGGGCGGUUUCACAUUAGCACUUUUGGUGCACACCCGGGUUUGAUUAACGUCAGAGUUCGGUUCGUUUGGGUGAUGUGAACGCUGUCUUCCGAACCCUGGUGCGCACCCGCGAACUGUACCCGAGUCCUCUUAAAAAAGGAGGUCUGGGGUGCGGUUCAUGUGAACUCCAGUACGCUUCGCUGCUGAUAUGAACGCAAUCUUACCAAAUCGCGGAUGUGAACCGCUAUUAAUGACGUAUUAUUAGUAAAAAUGUGUGCUUGUGUGUGUGUUUCACUCACUUUUCUGACGAGAAAAUCUCAUUUCUGUUCACCUUCAACGUUCUUAAGAGCAUUUGCAGUACAUUCACAGAUGAAAGUGCCGUUAUGUACUAAAGCUUUGGAAACAAAACUAACGGUUCAAAAACAUAAAUGUAUAAAAGUGAAGCGAGCAAUGUUAUGCAUUUUACCGCCUUCUCCUGCAUUGUCGUUACAAGCGACAGGGUAAACGGCUGCAGGCUUGAUGAUGCAAACGACCCGCGGUUCAGAAAUAAUAAUAUGAACACAGUCCAGCGGGGGCAGAGGGAGGGGGAGCAAUCGAACUAAAUGUGAAACCAACCUAAAAUAGGGCCCGAGAUAUUAAGUAGAGUGUCCCAACUACUGUCUUCAGUUAUACUGCCAAGACUUGGUCCAGUAUUCCAGGUCAGAACAAGUUUUAUGAUAGCUUUGUGUGCAAAACUGAAAUUUUAAUCAUAAUUUAUGAUGCUUUUCCUCUACAUUGUAGAUUAUCGUUUAUAAUUGUGUUCGGUACAAAAAUACAACACCUUUUGUUGCACUGCACAAUCUGUGAUUGUUUUUUGUGUGUGUCAGUAGAUGCACGAAAAUAUGAUCACAAAUUAGAUUUUGGAGAUUGGAAAUGAUUUUAACUUAAGUUUCAUGGGUUCCUCAAAAAAAAUGUGUGCGGCUUCAAAAGCCUUGGAAUAUGUUUUUUUUGGUUGUUCUUUUUAGAGGUUGGCAAUAUUAACAGAAGUUUGAACGUUCUGCUUAAUUUCUCCUUUGUGUUUCACAGAAAAAAAGGAAAUCUUGCAGGUUCAAUUGGUGACGAGAUUUUCUCUUCUUUGUAAGCUAUUCUGAUCCAUUAAAAGACCUCUCUUGAUCAGAUAAAGGGAAAAACGUAAGAUGUAAUGAAAUCAUGUCUGUCAGAUAAAGAAUGUAUUCUUUUAUACAUGCUAGUAUAUUAUUUAUACAUCAUCUGCUCAGAAAACAGAACAUUACAAGUAAUGCAAAAUUGCUACCGUAACUGUUCUCAAAUUAGACCUGUAAUCCUUUAAAGUUAGAACUCCGAACGGGUUUUUCUACAAAACAUUUCAUAUUUGCAGUUAGCUUUACGAUAUCCCUAUAGUGUAACCUUUUUAAGACUGAUGUCUAAGAAUCCUGCAUAUGUUUUAAAUGGACAUUGUAAAAGGAUAGAAUAUAUAUUAAGCUGCCUUAUCCCUCUUAUAACCAUAUUCUUUAAAUUAUACCUUUUGUCCAGAGUUGGAUUUCCUUCAUUUAAAUCCGAUACGAGAUGUACAUAGACGAUGUGAAAUCUUUGCACUUUAUUCAUUUCAUUGUUUUUCUUUGAAUAUUUUUUUUCACUUUGUGUCUCUGUGUUUCUUGCCAUUAUUUAUUGUGCUUUGCUGGAAAAUGUUGACUGUUUUUGAUUAUUGUUGGCCAUCUAAGCCUGUCAUCCUCAAUGUUUUUAGUGGGUCAUUCAAGCCAUAUAAUCUCGAUCUAGUUAUAACACAGGUUGUUUUCUCUCAUUUGCAAAUUCAUGUGGUCAGGUAUGUUUUGUUCAAUAAAACAUUGUGCUUGCAUGUUCAACGGUACCACUUAAAACUGAACUAACAUGGCAAAGAAGGCCUGUUUUUGAAACUUAAAUGACUAUAUGCUGAUUUGAAAUGUAUAACUGAUGAACACACAGGUGAAAGAAGUCCAUUGCACUGAAUUGGGUAUAUGACUUUGCAUGUGUAUAUUCCAUCUUUGUCCCUUGUGAAACCUCUAUAAUGUACCACACCACAUGCUGAGACAUGGAGCAAAAUUCAAGACUAUUUAACCUUAGUGAACUGCAACAACGGCUUUUGAUGUGUUUCUUUGAAAGAUUUGUUUUAGUUGCUUUAACCUUUGUUGUCUGGUUUUAACAUGUGUACACGUUGAACCUGUUUCCUGUCCUCAUAAGUACAAAAUGAAAGCACUGUUGUAUCUCAUUGCAAAAAUAUAUACUCUUGUCUUAUAUGCUGCAUGUUAUGUGAGUUCUCCUGGUCUAUUUGUGAAUGUGCUGAUACAUUUAAGGUACAAUAGCCGUCAUUGGGGUGAUUCUCUUAAGGGUUCCUUUUUAUACCUCUAAAGAUACACAUUUUAGAAUGAACGUUUUUCACCUCAACUGACUUUAAAUUUGAGAGCUUGACAACAUUCAGGCACAAUCCAGGCACUAUUCAGUCUAAACAGACACAAAAUACUUGUGUGACACUUUACAAUAAGGUUCAAUUUGUUACUACAUAAAGAAACAAUGGACAAAAUGGCCUUUUACAGAAUUUAUCACAUGGAGUUCGACGUUUAAUAAAGCAAUAAACCCCACGUUUUUUAACAACACCCAUUAGCUGUCAUAAAAUGCACUUGUAACCCACUGCUUGCAGGGCUUAUUGCUUUUAUAAAACGGUUAUUCCAUAUGCAUAGCAAGGUCAAGAAACACAAAUGUGACCCUGGACCACAAAACCAGUAACACGCAUGACAUUUUUUGGCAAUACACUCACAGAAAUAAAGUUUUGGUUUAUUUACGGUAGGAAAUUUAGAAAAUGUAUUCAUGGAACAUGAUCUUUAGUUAAUAUUCACUGAUAUUUGGAAUAAAAGAAAAAUCGAUCAGU
This is a messenger RNA of Triplophysa rosa, 6363 nucleotides long. RefSeq names its product TLC domain containing 3Bb (gene tlcd3bb). Gene Ontology annotation, molecular function: sphingosine N-acyltransferase activity. The transcript is spliced from 7 exons. Lineage: Eukaryota; Metazoa; Chordata; Actinopteri; Cypriniformes; Nemacheilidae. Gene Ontology annotation, cellular component: endoplasmic reticulum; membrane. Gene Ontology annotation, biological process: ceramide biosynthetic process; lipid homeostasis. Bases 857 to 1762 code for a protein of 301 amino acids. The record is from RefSeq and is a predicted model, not a curated record.